CCUCGUGCUUCCAGUACAAACAAUCAAGUCCAAGAUGUGUAUCUGUUCAACCCCUCUCUCUCAAUAAUGUUCAAAAGCAAACAAAACACACCUCCAUCUAUUUCCCAACAACACACCAUUCCCUCUCUCUCUCUCCCCUCCACCCAAUCAAACCCAAACCCAAACCCCUCCUCCAAUGGCUUCCUCCUCUCUCUCUCCUAAACACCUUGUUUCUCUCUCUACUCACCGCACCACCUCUCUCUCCAAACCCCCCUCCACCGCCGCCGAUUUCUUCCUCCGGUUCCGAAACUCCGAUUCUGUAUCUCUUCGAUGCUCUUCUCUGUCCUCGCAAUUGAACCGGAACGGUGCUCCUGCUUGUCGAAUGAAGGUGUCGGCGACUUCAGCAGCUCAGGUUGUGGCCCAGCCGCCUAGUAAUACCACUUCCACCGUUCCUACCAUCGUCGAUGUCGAUUUGGGCGACCGGAGCUACCCGAUCUACAUCGGAUCUGGACUACUUGAUCAGCCUCAUCUUCUUCAAAAGCAUGUUCAUGGCAAGAGAGUCCUUGUGGUCACUAACACCACAGUUGCACCAAUCUGCUUGGAUAAAGUUGUUAGUGCUUUAACACAUGGGAACCCAAAUGUUUCUGUUGAGAGUGUUAUUUUACCAGAUGGUGAAAAGUACAAGAACAUGGACACUCUCAUGAAAGUCUUUGACAAGGCAAUUGAGUCACGGUUGGAUCGACGUUGUACAUUUGUUGCCCUUGGUGGUGGUGUCAUUGGUGACAUGUGUGGAUUUGCUGCUGCCGCCUUCCUUCGUGGAGUUAAUUUCAUUCAGAUUCCUACGACUGUCAUGGCACAAGUGGAUUCUUCUGUAGGGGGAAAAACUGGAAUAAACCAUCGUCUUGGGAAAAAUUUGAUUGGUGCAUUCUAUCAACCUGAAUGUGUGCUUAUAGAUACUGAUACAUUGAACACAUUGCCAGAAAGAGAAUUAGCAUCAGGGCUUGCUGAGGUUAUAAAGUAUGGGCUUAUUAGGGAUGCUGAAUUUUUUGAGUGGCAAGAGAAGAAUAUGCCGGCAUUGAUGGCGAGGGACCCCAAUGCACUAGCUUAUGCUAUCAAGCGAUCAUGUGAAAACAAGGCUGAGGUUGUAUCCUUAGAUGAGAAGGAAAGUGGACUGAGGGCAACAUUGAACUUGGGUCACACUUUCGGCCAUGCUAUAGAAACUGGUUUUGGCUAUGGGCAGUGGCUUCAUGGAGAAGCUGUUGCAGCCGGCAUGGUUAUGGCUGUUGACAUGUCAUACCGCCUUGGUUGGAUUGAUGAUUCAAUUGUGAAGCGAACUCUUGACAUCCUGCAAGCAGCUAAGCUACCCAUUACUCCUCCUGAAACAAUGACAGUCGAGAUGUUCAAGUCUGUCAUGGCGGUUGAUAAGAAAGUGGCCGAUGGCCUACUAAGGCUCAUCCUCUUGAAAGGUCCAUUAGGCAAUUGUGUUUUUACUGGGGAUUAUGAUCGAAAGGCUCUUGAUGAAACGCUCCAUGCAUUUUGCAAAUGAUGUUGCUAACUAGUUUUCGUUUUAUACCAGAUAUUUGUUAUGUAAUUAUGCGGUUGCAUUAUUAGUUUUCCAUGUAUUUUAAGCUUGUUAUUUUUUCUUUUUUUGGGUGUGUGUGGCUUUCCUGUACUGGUAGUGGUAGAGAAGCUACUAGCACAUUGUAUUCUAUGAAGCACGCCGCUACCUUGUUAAGCACCACCAAGGAUCCUCUAGAGUGUUUUUUUCUUAAAGUUUCUUAAAGUGGUGUAUUGUGUGGUUGAGAUUUAAUGCUGAAAAAUUGAUGUGACUUGUCAUUAAAUUUCAACCACACAAUGCACCACUCUAGAAAAUUUUACAAAAAAAAAAACUCUAGAGGAUCCUUGCUCGUUAAGCACAGCCCUUAUCAAUAAACAUUUUUUACUUUUUUUGUAUCUUAA
Messenger RNA from Camellia sinensis, 1938 nucleotides. Its product is annotated as 3-dehydroquinate synthase. Gene Ontology annotation, molecular function: 3-dehydroquinate synthase activity. Lineage: Eukaryota; Viridiplantae; Streptophyta; Magnoliopsida; Ericales; Theaceae. The record is from RefSeq and is a predicted model, not a curated record. Gene Ontology annotation, biological process: aromatic amino acid biosynthetic process. Gene Ontology annotation, cellular component: cytoplasm.